Messenger RNA from Zootoca vivipara (common lizard), 15115 nucleotides. It is a transcript of the gene STARD13, whose product is annotated as StAR related lipid transfer domain containing 13. Gene Ontology annotation, molecular function: GTPase activator activity; protein binding; lipid binding. Gene Ontology annotation, biological process: regulation of Rho protein signal transduction; signal transduction; actin cytoskeleton organization. The record is from RefSeq and is a predicted model, not a curated record. NCBI's taxonomy places the organism in Eukaryota, Metazoa, Chordata, Lepidosauria, Squamata, Lacertidae.
UGGAGACCCAAGUUUGGGAAACCCUGAACUAGUGUAUGCACAUGUUAUGAAACAUGUGCAUCUUUGCCCUCUUCCUUUCUUUUUUGGAUGUGUAAGUGACCUCUCUAGUCCUUCUCAAUUUAAGCACUAGAAUCCGCAUUGAUAAUGAUUUUGGGUGCCAGGUCUUGAUCCUUGGAAGACUGGGCUAGAUGGAUCAGUGUUGUCCCUACUUCCACAUAUUUCAUGGAUGAGCAGCUCAUCAGGAUAGUUUGCAGAGCAGUUUUGGAAAAUAAACAUCGUGAGACAGCUUACUCAGCUAUUUCCUGUGACUCCUACAGACUUUGUACAACUGUGAGUGGUGAUCGUAACAAAGGAAGUGAUCUUCCAACUCAAGUGCUGGCAGACAAAGUAAAUGUGGGUUCAAAUUAGUAGCAAUUAUUCUUUUACCAUUUAAUAUAAUUUAUUUUCAGCUAUAGCACCUUUCCACAAACAUUCAGGGUAGUUUACUGUCAGAGGUUCUUGUGACUACUCUAGAGUAACGACGCUCCGCAUGCUUGUCUUUCAGCAGUUUUUAGUAGUGCAGGCUAUUUACAGUGAGCUGGGUAUGUACAACAUGUCUGCUCAGUCCGAUACAGAAUCCGGCACUGAAACGCCCCUUGACUUCCUCCAACAUAAGAGUCUUGGGACAGCAAACCUCCUUCCCCUCCUUCUCCUGCGUAAUUCCGGAACCGGAGGAAAGGGUCUACGCUCCAUGUUUUCCUUCUCCCCCUUUCCCCCUCUCUCUCUUCCUCCCUCCUGUGUAGCAGGGGCUCUCCCGUGCUGAGAGAGCCCUGGUCCUCUCUCUCCACUUCCUGACUGCUCUCCUCAGCGUCCUUGCUGCCAUUGCUGCUUGGGGAGGAGCUGCUUCUGAUGAGAGGGGGAGGGACUCUAUACUCUCUUCCCCUUACAUUUACAAUUAAAGAAAAAACAAAAUUACAAAAAAAUCUGUAAAACUACAGAGCAAACUAAAAUUGACUUUUAAAAAUCUAAAUAGGAGUGGUAGUAUGUAUGGCAGCUUAAAGUUUUUAUCCUACAAUAUCCUACUGGAAUAAACUAUCUUCACUGUCCCUAAAAGCAAGUAGCACUAGAGCCAGGUGGACCUCCCUUGAAUGGCUGUUCCGGAUCUUUGGCACCACAACUGAAAAGCCCCUGUCUCAAAUACUCAUCCACCACGUUUUAACAGCAGGAGGAAUUGAAGCAGGGUCUCCAAAGAUGAGCAAAGUUGCCAAGCAUUUCUCAAGAUGUUCUAGUCCUAGGCCAUUUGGUGCUUUAAAGGUCGGAACCAGCACCUUGAAUUAAGUCCGAAAACAAUCUGGAAAACCAGGGAAGCUACGUAUAUAAGAUUGCUGUACUGUGAUAUGAUCAAUUGGCUCUGGUCAGUACUCUGGCAACUGUUUUGAACCAAUUGAAGUUUCCAGAGUGUCUUCAAGGGCACUCUCACACAUCACAUGUGUCGAAUCUAGCAGUGGCUGAAUGACUGAGACAAAGACCGAUUUCUAUUUUUAAAAGGUGUCAUUGGCAUAUAAGACAAAAGAGGGUGAAAAUCACUCCUGGAACCACUGCCACCUUGCAGGGCCAGAUUGCAAGAGCAUUUCCAAACCGAUAACCAGCUGCCCAGAGGAAUGCAGGUUGCAUUCACCAGAAUAGUACCCCCAUCCUGUGUGAAUUUGUUUGUUCACCGUCAUGAUGUCAACCAAUGCCAAAAUGCAACCAGUUUAGGACUCCCCCACCUUCACCGGGAUUAGAAGACAGAAAUGAGAGGUAGAGCUGAGUGUCAUUUGCAUAGUGACCUAGUCCGCUGGUGGUAGGCAUUUUUUAAACGACCGCUUGGUAUAAAAUGUGCAGUGUGUUUUGCCUCACACUGGUAUUAGAAUAGGGAAGUAUUGUAUUACAUUGACAUGGCUCUGCGGGCUUGAAGGUCACAGCUCUCUUGUCAUGACUUCUCAGUGUUAUUGAUUUGACUGCGAGGUUGACUUUCAUGUGCACCUCAUUAAGAUGAGUGAUUGUUUUCCAAGUUUCAAGUGGAGGUGCGGGUCUCUUCAUGGUAUAAUUGCAUGAUUUACCCUGUGCAGCUAGUGGUAAGAGAAAUGUCUUACAGAAGAUCCAGCUGUGAGUUUUCAUUUCUUCAGGAACAGGAGGCGGGACUAGAAACCAGCCUAAAGCUAGGCAGGGCAUUGAUCAGACCAGAAAUGAUGUAGAGAGCACACAGCCCUGCAGACAGCCUCGUGGAAAUAUUAACUGGCAGAGAUAACCAAGAGGAAAUGCUCAGUGGCAGAGUGAAACCAUCUGUCAGAUUCCGAACAGUUCUUCUCAAUAAGCAGAAAAUGAAAUCGAGAAGAGAUUGUGUUUAACGGAACAGCAGAGCCUUGGGAUAUUUGUGCACAAAAAAUUGAGGCGAAGGAGGCCUGUGACUGGUUGCGAGCUGCUGGAUUCCCACAGUAUGCACAAUUGUACGAAGAUUCCCAGUUUCCUAUUGACAUUGCUGCUGUAAAGAAAGACCAUGAUUUUCUUGACAAGGAUCUUGUAGAACCUCUUUGUAGACGUCUGAACACACUGAACAAGUGCGCCUCAAUGAAACUCGAUGUGAACUUCCAAAGGAAGAAGAGUGAAGACUCUGAUGAAGAAGACCUUUGUGCCAUCAGUAACAAAUGGACUUUCCAAAGGACCAGCCGCAGAUGGUCUCGGGUGGACGACAUUGACACCUUACUUCAUCAGUCAGACAAGCAUGGGUCCUUGGGGGACAUUAAGAUGAAAAUCACCACCAGCAGUGAAAGUGUGCUUACUGAUCUGAGUGAACCUGACGUCUCAUCUAUUCACAGCGAGAGUAGUGGGGGAAGUGACCAUCGAAGUCAUUCUGGAGCCAGCAACCUUCUCAGGGAGACAUUUGACUGUUCAGGACAAUAUUGUGUAGAAAACGCUCUUUUGCAUGACUCCACCUCAGUUGGCACCACCCCUUACCAUCCUCCAGAAGACUCUCAUCACCUUGGCAAUGAGAAACCAACACAGACCAGAGCUAAAACCUUUCUGAAGCGUAUGGAAACACUCAAAGCCAAAGGGGCACAUGGAAAAUUGAGAGGCUCCACAAGGACUAGUAACUUGGUGAUAGGCAGACCUGUUCUUCAGCAUGAGCCAAAAGCCCUAAAGGAAAUGCAAUGUGUCCAAAUUGGGAAUGGAAACCUCCAGAACAUAACAUCUCAGAACGCAGUCAAGCAAACGUUUCCCUUCUCUGCUAAAUCCAGCAGUGAGAGUAGCCAGUCAGAGAUUAGCAGUAGUGGCAUAAGUACUCCCUCCUUAAAGGAACGGAAAUACCAUGAAUCAAAUAAACGAGGCGGCAUGUACCUGGAGGACCUGGAUGUUCUUGCAGGAGCAGCACUGAGGCAAGUGAUAGAUCAGAAUCGUAGAAAUGAAUUUCAUUCCCAGGAGAACCUAGUUGUCCAUAUUCCGAAGGACCACAAACCUGGAACGUUUCCCAAGGCACUUUCCAUAGAAAGCCUCUCCCCUACAGAUAGCAGCAACCGUGUGAACUGGAGGACAGGCAGUAUUUCUCUAAGCAAUCAGAAGUGCUUGACACCCAAAGAGUCCAAUCCCCUUGCUAUCUGUCCAAAGGAGAGUCGAGUUAGCAUUUAUGACAACGUUCCAGGUUCCCACUUAUAUGCCAGUACUGGAGACCUUCUAGAUUUGGAAAGGGAAAAUCUCUUUCCUCAUCUAGAUGACAUUUUGCAGCAGGUCAAUGGGCUUCAAGAAUCCGUAGACGACUGGUCCAAAAACAUAUUGCCAGAGCUGAAGAACAACGAUCUAUCCAUUGGUGAAUGUGGAUCUUUAUCAUUCCGGUCACCAGUCAAGAUUGCAUUAGAGUUUGAACAGAACUCUGUAUCGGAUGGCCGGACGACACCUAGUGAUAUGGACAGAGAUGGGACAUCUCUCAAUGAAUCAGAAGCCACUGGUGUUAGGGACAGAAGAGAUUCUGGUGUUGGAGCAUCUCUUACAAGGCCAAACAGGCGAUUACGUUGGCACAGUUUUCAAAUCUCUCACCAACUGUGCCAUGCCGUAGGAUCACUGCAGAUCAGCAGUCAGUCAGCUGCUCAGUUAAAUCUGCUGCAAAAAUUUUCUCUGCUUCGUCUUACUGCCAUCAUGGAAAAAUACUCCAUGUCAAACAAGCAUGGCUGGACUUGGUCUGUACCAAAGUUCAUGAAGAGGAUGAAAGUUCCAGACUACAAGGAUAAAAACAUAUUUGGUGUGCCUUUAAUAGUUCAUGUGCAAAGAACAGGGCAGCCCCUUCCACAGAGCAUACAACAAGCGCUGCGAUAUUUACGCAACCAUUGCCUGGAUCAGGUGGGUCUUUUCCGAAAGUCAGGUGUGAAAUCCCGAAUACAGGCCUUACGCCACAUGAACGAAAGCUCUUCUGAAAAUGUCAACUAUGAAGACCAGUCAGCGUAUGAUGUGGCAGAUAUGGUAAAGCAGUUUUUCAGGGACCUGCCUGAGCCACUGCUCACUAGCAAAUUAGGAGAAACGUUCCUCCACAUAUAUCAGUAUGUUCCAAAAGAACAGCGGCUUCAGGCGGUCCAGGCUGCCAUCAUGUUGAUGUCAGAUGAAAACAGGGAGGUUCUGCAGACUCUGCUGUGUUUCCUAAAUGACGUCACUUCCGUGGAAGAGAACCAGAUGACACCCAUGAACAUAGCCGUGUGCCUGGCCCCUUCGCUUUUCCACCUCAAUCUGGUCAAGAAAGAAAGCUCGCCACGAGUAAUACAGAAGAAAUACACAACAGGGAAGCCUGAUCAGAAAGAUCUCAGUGAAAACCUGGCAGCAACUCAGGGACUUGCACACAUGAUAGCAGAAUGCGAUAAACUUUUUGAGAUCCCACAUGAUAUGGUAACACAGUCUCGGAACUCGUAUGUUGAGGCCGAAGUGCAUGCUCCAACUCUGGUGGAACUGGGCAAGCAAAUGGACGAAGAAGGUGGGAAUUACCGGACCUACCUAGAAAGUCUAAUACAGAGCCUCUGCAAAGAAGCGAAAGAAAAAUUCAAAGGAUGGGUCACUUGUUCCAGCGCAGAAAAUACGGACCUGUGCUACAAAAAGGUAGGAGAUGGAAACCCAUUGAGGAUUUGGAAGGCAUCUGUGGAAGUUGAGGCUCCUCCGUCUGUUGUAUUGAAUCGAGUUCUAAGAGAACGCCAUCUUUGGGAUGAGGAUUUCUUGCAGUGGAAAGUCAUUGAAACGUUGGACAAGCAGACGGAGGUCUACCAAUACGUUUUGAACAGUAUGGCUCCCCAUCCUGCUAGAGACUUCUUAGUCCUCAGGACGUGGAGAACCGAUUUGCCUAAGGGGAUGUGCAUAUUGGUGGCUGUAUCUGUGGAACAUGAAGAAGCCCCUCUGAUGGGAGGGGUGCGAGCAGUUGUUAUGGAUUCCCAGUACUUAAUAGAGCCCUGCGGCUCUGGGAAAUCUCGCCUGACACACAUUUGCAGGGUGGACCUCAAAGGUCAUUCAUUAGAGUGGUACAACAAAGGCUUUGGACAUCUGUGUGCAGCUGAAGUUGCCAAUAUCAGGAAUUCAUUUCAACCGCUGAUUGCUGAGGGACCAGAAACAAAAAUAUGAGUGCUGGAUACCGACCUAUAUGGAGUUCCAUGGACAAACUAGAGCCACUGGGUGAUUUUAGCCUACAUUUGUGCAAUAGCCAAGCAAGGAUUGCUUGGGCAGCUCUGCCAUGGUCUGGUAAUGUCACCCACUUACCCUCCCAGCCCCAUCCUGUAUUUGUUAAUCUCCUUCACUGAAGAAUAUUUGUCCAAGAACUUUUUCAGGCUACACAAAUUUACUGUGGUCAUUGCUUUUCCAUUGCAUAAUUGUAAUAUUUAAAAGCUUCUGAGAAGCUUAUUUUAAAGUGUAAAUAAGAGAUGUAAAUAUUGUAUAGACUUUGCUAUGUAUCAUAUCUGCCUAUAUAUAUAUAUAUAUAUACACAUAUAUAUACACACACACAUAUGUAAAUAUAAUAAGUUUUGUAUAUAAGAGAGAACUUUCUAGAAGAAACUUCCUGCAUCUGUUUGGAAUGAUUUCCAUUCUGUUAGAUCUCAGCAGCUCCCAGCUUUUGUAAACAGCAUUUGCUAUUACUGUUAAAACUAUGACAUCAUCAGCGUGGUGACUAUCAGCCAAGUGGAGUACUUAAGCUGAUCCUAUGUUUGCAAAGCUUAUAUAAAGAGAUGCGUAGAGAUGGGCACACAGGGUUGAGAAGGGGCUGCUAAGAGGCGAGAGAAGGCAAUGAGCAGCAGGAAAGCAGUCUGGUCAGAUAGUAUUGGCAGGCAACAAUCUACAAUUGCCUGCAGAAAGCAGCAGCUGAGAAUAUAUGCUAGGUAUCUUUGAAAAAGGAAUAGAGAAGUUACAAGAUCAGCUGAAAGCUCACUAUUUGCAGUUUUCAGAAUAUUUGCUAAGACUGUUGGGCUAAUCCUUAGACACCAUGGUAAACAAGGAAGUGCUUAGAACAGCUGGUGAAGCAACUGUUGAGCCCAUGUGACAUCUUACUGCUACUUACCACAUCCAGUAACUGUUGCUUAAACUCACAGUGCAAGGAUGGGCCUUCAAAUCAGUCACUCCAGAACAGUCCUCUUCACAUCUGUAGGGAUGUUCUAUACCAGACAUCCCCAAACUGCGGCCCUCCAGAUGUUUUGGCCUACAACUCCCAUGAUCCCUAGCUAACAGGACCAGUGGUCAGGGAUAAUGGGAACUGUAGUCCAAAACAUCUGGAGGGCCGAAGUUUGGGGAUGCCUGUUCUAUACUAUAACAAACAGUACUUAGUCUAAGGCUUUGUCAUUUGAUAUCCUAUCCAAAGAUUUGCUGUCCCAGGUCAUAAAGUUUUGGGUCCCAAUUCAGAGAAAGUUGCUCAUGGUUAAAUUUCAUUGAAAUCAAAUGGAACUUGAGUGGGUCAUGACUAGCGAUAGCCCUGAAGUGAGCCAUGCAGAUAACUUUUUGCGUUGUGGGGUUUUCCUAUACAUAAGUAAUAAACAAAGUUUACAGUUCCCUGUUUCAGCAGCUCAUAACUGUCUUUGAAAAAUCAUUGUGGCCCCAUAGUUUUGUUUUUUCUCUGCAGCUCAGAUUAUAGUCCAAGCCGCACAAGAACUUCUAACUCACUUCCACCAACACCCUCACCUGGCUCCAACUGUUCCAAUGGCAGCAGAAGCAGAGGCUCUUGAUUCACUCUCUGGCACCUGAGAUGUGCUAUGCCAGCAUUCCAAGAGCCCGGAAAGAAAAGAGAAGGAAGCAACAGCCAACACAGCCAGGCAAAGAGAGAAAUGAGAGACCCUUUACAGCCAGGCAACUGGGUAAGGAAGUUCAGUGCAGUGGGGAGUAAAGGAUUUCUACUGCAUUGAGCUCCCAUUGCUGGGGCAUGUGAUGGGACACAAAACAGGCAUAGAACAUUUCCCAACAUUUUAGCAAAUUAAUACAGUUGGCCAAGCUCAUAUUUGGGAAACCCAGCCUAAUGGGCGGGGUCCAAAUAAUAAAUUAUUAUUAUUGGGCUAACCCUUGUCCAUUACUUGUCUAAGUUUCCCCAUUGAUUUUAAUGAGGCAUAACAGUGAUUAACUUUCUCUGAUAUGGAGCUUUACCUCAGGAUACAGCAACAGCCAACCCAGCACAUCGCUAACCAUUAUAUUCUACUAGUAUUGCACUCAUGUUGCAUGCCUAUAACGAAGUACAAAUUGGACUACUGGUGUGAAGAAAACAAUACCCAGCAACACAGCAAUUUUGCCAGAUAAACAUUGUUUCCAACAACAUUAGGAUCAUUAGAAAUAAUAACAUCUAUAUAGCUGCUGAUGUUGUUAAUAAUAAUAGUCUUAAAGCAACCCACUUAGAAUUAUUGCUUAUAUAAACACAAGCUAAUGUCCCCAUUGUAUUUGAAAUUAUUCCGAGCUUUGUUUCCAUCUGCACAAUAGGAACGAGAUGUAUUACAGGACAAUCCUACACAGGCCUAGUCAAAAGAAAGCCUCAUUGAUGUUAACGGAGCUUACUCCAAAGUAAGUGUGUCAAGGAUUACAGCCUUAAUAAGCUUUUUACUAAACAAAAUAAGCUUCUUACAAUGUGUGUCAUAAAUUUAAAAAGUGCAAUGGUAAACUCUGGGAAGAGGUAGUACUGUUUCUCUGGAGCACCUUUAAGAACACAAGAAGAGCGUCCUGGAUCAGGCCAAAAGCCCGUCUAGUCCAGCAUCCUGUUUUCACAACGGUGACUGUGAUGCCACCACACAGGACAUGAGUGUGACAGCAUUCUCCCCACCUGUGAGUCCCAACAACUGAAACUCCAGAGGCAUACUGUCUCCAACAGUGGAGGGGCAACACAGUUAACCAUGGCUGGUAGCCUUAUCAUUGCCGAAUUUGUCUCAUCCUCUUUUAGGUGGCCAUCGUUGCCUCUUGUUGGGAGCAAAAUCCUUAGUUUAACUAGGUGCUGUGUGAAAAAGUACUGUCUUUUGUCUGUCCUGAAUCUCCAAACAUUCAGCUUCAUUGGAUGGUCCUUUUUCAUAUGAUGGCCUUAGGCCUUGAUCCUAAAUGCUUGGCUUGGAAGAAAAUCUGUCCCGUUCCAAUGGGACUGAACUUCCAAGUCAGCACAUUAGGAUAGCAGCUGUCCUCAGGAUGUCAUUUUGUUCCUCAUGAAUGAAAACAGGAAUAGCUGCUGGUGGUAUUCUAGAAUGGUAGCCUAAGAGUCCAUUGGCAGUACAUAAUCAGGGAGUACUUAUUUCUCAUUCUGAAAAGGGGGAAAUGUUGUAAAGCAAAUCAUUAUUUUUUGAAGUAAUUUAUGGAGACAGGGUGAGCUUUUUUAAAAGAAAGGAAAUAAACUAGCAUGGAACAAAAUGCAGUUUCGUUCCUAAUUUAGUUUAAAAUAUGCAGUUAUUUUCAUAUGAAUUAGUCAGAUUCACCCCAACUUUCUAUAUAUUGUGGUACAUGGUUGUUUUUUUCAGAUUGCAUACUCACUUGUGAGUAGGCCCCAUUGAAUUCAAUGGGCCUUACCUCUUAGCAAUGACAUGCAUUGUGCUGUCAGUGUUUUAAUUCAUUGUUUUCAGUCAAUCAAAAUGUGCCAUUGAAUUUGAUUCAGUAGAAUACAGUAUAUUUCCCUGAAAGAAGAGGGUUGCCUUUUUCCUGUCAGGUCUCUUUACCUUGAAGAGCAGAGUUGGCAAGCACAAAUUAAUUCAAUAUAUGAAACUUUUUCCAGCAUGUCAAUAUGCGGCAGUGGGGAAGGAUUUCUCCUUGUCACACAAUGGUUGUUUUUAACCAUGGUGCAGAAACAGCUUUUCACGGGAUUCUAUGGUGACUAUAGUCUGCCUGGAUUACAUUAAAGCUUUGUGAUCUCUGUAGGAUUGUGCCUAUAAGAGCAACACACAGGAGCUUCAGGAAAUGUCUGGUCUAGGUGAUAUACAAACUCCAACCUCGAUGCCAUGCACCAUUCUCCCAAUACUUCAUUUCUAGAAAGAGCCACGGUAUUAAUAUUAAACCAUACUCAUAUUCACCUCAGUGUGGGAUGCAGACUGAGGCCAAGACCAAAAGAAGGAGAAAAAACCUCAGGUUCAGGAUCGUAGACUUUAAAUUUGGUGAGCCUGGGCCAGUCGUGGCUGAUGGACGGCAGCAAAUGUGAAUACCUGACUCUCCCCCAGCAGCAUCACUGUCACUUAAUAGGAGGGCGCGAGUUGAGGCAGCGAGGCUCUUCCCAUUGUCCCUGCAUAGCAGUGAUGCCACCGCUCCUCACAGGCCGCAACUGGCCCAGCCUUACCAAAAGUACACUAAGGGGUUUCCCCCCCCCCCUCAUUUUCAUCAUGGCCUUAGCUUGCAUGCAACACCUGUAAGAAGUCUAGAAACUAGAAAGCCCAAAAGCAUGUCAUGUGGUAUUUCCAUGCUGUACAUACAAGUCCCUCCAACAGACACAUUGUGAAAUUUCUACCAACGUGGAAAAAACAAUCAUUGCCCAACUUAAUAAUCUUCAUGAAAAAAACCAUUUAAUAAGUUUGUUUAAAACAGCACUAGAGAAGAUGCCAUCCGAUACUCACAAAAUUGUUAUCCAUGCAGACAAAACACCUACUGGGCAACAUGUAAGAAGAUUUAAUUCACCUCAUAUUGAUGAAGUUGCCAUUGUUAUUGUGGGAGACCAGUUCCAACCAAGAGAUAUUGUACUUCAACGAAGAAACAAUACAUUAACAAAUGUUUCUGAGACACAUUGAUGCUAUGACGCACUCCAAUACCCACUCAUUUUGGGGGGAUAGUGCUGAUGGAUAUCACUUUAACAUUAAAAUGAUAAAUUCAAUCACUACUACCUACUCAUACCAAAUAAUGAUUAGAGAUAAUGAAGCCAAUCAACUUCUAAAAUAUCAACAGCUGAUUCAUCAAUAUAUCGUUGAUAUGUAUGCUAAAAUUGAAACAGAGCGUUUACUAUUCAUAUGCUUAAAUUUUUAAAAAAACUGCAUUCAGAGCAAUACAUUCAUUUACGAGAUGCUAUUCAAAAUGAUGGCAAUACAAGUGCAAUUGGAAAACUAACCAUUCUACCAUCCACAUAUACAGGUAGUCCACGCCAUAUGCAUGAAUAUGUUCAAGACGCAAUUGCAUAUGUACGCCACUGCGGUCGCCCAGACCUGUUUAUAACAUUUACAUGUAAUCCAACUUGGGACGAAAUAAAAAAACUGCUGCAUCCAAACCAAAAAAACAUUGACAGACAUUACAGCACAAGUUUUCCAACAAAAAUUAAAAUCACUGAUUGAUUUCAUCAUAAAGCAUGAAGUCUUCGGAUCUGUGCACUGCUGGAUGUACUCAGUAGAAUGGCAAAAAAGAGGAUUGCCACAUGGCACAUAUUUUAGUAUGGCUUUACAAUAAAAUUACUUCAGAAGAAAUUGACAAUGUCAUCUCUGCUGGAAUCCCCAAUGUCACCAUAGAUAAUGGUUUACAAGAAGUUGUAACUAAAAAUAUGAUCCAUGGACCUUGCGGUACAAUCAACCCAAAUUCUCCAUGCAUGAAAGAUGGAAAAUGCUCAAAACACUAUCCCCGACCAUUUGCUGCAAACACAAUUACAGGAAAUGAUGGAUAUCCAUUAUACAGAUGAAGAUCACCAGAAGAUGGUGGAAAUUUCUUCACUAAACAAAAACAAAAAAAUAGACAUUGAUAUAGAUAAUCGAUGGGUUGUCCCGUAUUCACCAUUACUAUCUAAAACAUACAAAGCACACAUAAAUGUUGAAUACUGCAACUCCGUAAAAUCCAUCAAAUACAUUUGCAAAUAUGUCAAUAAAGGGCAGUUUUCACAAUACAAAAAGAAAAACAAAAUACGGAUGCAAUCAUAAAUAUUGAUGAAAUUACACAAUAUCAAACUGGAAGAUACAUCGGCAGUAAUGAAGCCGUAUGGCAAUUUUUUUUCUUGGACGCACCAGGAGGAACCGGAAAAAUGUUUCUCAUUAAAUUAAUUCUCUCCUCAAUUAGAUCCACAAAUGACAUAGCAUUAGCUCUGGCAUCAUCCGGAAUAGCUGCAACUCUACUACCAGGUGGAAGAACUGCAUAUUCCACUUUAAAACUACCAUUAAAUAUACAAUCCAUAGAAACUCCAAUAUGUAACAUUUCCAAAACAUCAGGAAUGGCUAAAAUUUUACAAGCAUGCAAAAUUAUAGUUUGGGAUGAAUGCACAAUGGCACACACAAAAUCUCUUGAGGCUCUAGACCGCACCCUACAAGAUUUACGUGGAAACAACAAACCAUUUGGAAGUGCCUUAAUCUUACUUUCAGGUGAUUUCAGACAAACCUUACCAGUCAUCCCACGAUCAACACCAGCAGACGAAAUAAAUGCUUCACUAAAAUACUCCAAUUUGUGGCAACAUGUUCAAACAUUACAUUUAACUACCAAUAUGCGAGUAAACCAACAAAAUGCUAAAACAACGGAAAUCUUCUCAAAACAAUUACUGGAUAUUGGAAACCGAACAAUUCCAUUAGAUAACACCUCUAAACGAAUAACAUUUCCUAAAAACUUCUGCACUUUGAUAACAUCAAAAGAAGAAUUAAUAGGAAAAGUAUUCCCAAACAUAGUAAACAAUUACAAAAAUCAAAAUUGGCUUAGUGGACGAGCAAUUUUAGCACCCAAAAACAAAUAUGUCUAUGAACUAAACCAUCAAAUACAAUCAAACAUUCCAACAGAAACAAUUGCAUACAAGUCUAUUGACACCGUUGUAGGAACAGAUGAAGCUGUAAGUUACCCUACAGAAUUCUUAAAUUCACGUGAUCUACCAGAAAUUCCACCACACUUACUAUAACUAAAAAUUGGUCCCCAAUUAUUAUGUCACGUAACAUCAACCAACCAAAACUUUGCAACGGUGUUCACCUCACAAUCAAUAAUGCCAAACAUUAUUGAAGCAACAAUCAUAACAGGACCUUUCACAAAUGAAGAUAUACUCAUUCCUCGAAUACCAAUAAUACCAUCAGAUAUACCAUUCCAAUUUAGAAGAUUACAAUUUCCAAUAAGAUUAGCAUUUGCAAUGACUUAUCAACAAAUCCCAAGGACAAACUUUGAACUGCUGCAGUAUACAUCUAGAAACAGAUUGCUUCUCUCAUGGACAACUAUAUGUAGCAUGCUACAGAGUUGGUAACCCACAAAACUUAAUUAUCUACGAAAACAAUGACACCACAAAAAAUGUAGUCUACCUUCAAGUUUUAUAAUUCAAUUAAGAACAAACAAAAAACCAAAAAACGGAGCACAACUAAAAAUCAACAUUAAACCAAAGCAAUACAACAACUUAUCAAAUUAUUUGCAGAAAAUGUCACACCAGAAAUAAAACAGCAUCCAAGGACAUAACCAACUUUAAAAAAAAACAGGAAAAAAAUACAACCAACUAAACAAGAUCAAACGAUCAUAAGACAACAAAAAUAAUUAAAACAACAAAUCCAAGGACAAAAUUAAUAUAUCCGGAAAAGCAAAUUACAUCCGAAAAUUAAGCAAACAAAAGGUACGCAACCAUAACCAUUCAACAUACAAAUGGCAUCAAUACUCACAAUAAAUAAAUAAAUAAACCACAGCAACGCAUGACCGGGUUAUCUAGUAAAAUAUAUACAGUGGUACCUCGACUUCCGAAGGCGAUCCGUUCCGCGGCGCUCUUUGUAAGUCGAAACGUCCAUUUUGCACAUGCACGAAGCGCGAUUUAGCGCUUUGCACAUGCGCAGAACGUGCGCGGGGCGAAAAUACUUCCGGGUUUGCCGACUUCAUAAGUCGAAACCUUCGGAAAUCGAGGUACCACUGUAAUUUUCACCAACCUUCCCCAACAUCGUUGGACCAUUGGCCAUGCUUUUGGGUUUUCAGUUGGCACUCCACCAGGUUGGAGAAGACUGAUUUAGGCCUACAGUACAAGCCAGAAAGUUGGUGCCGUAAACUGGCACCAACUUUUUCAAACUUUUUCAAACCUAGAUGAAAAUGGCAGAUCCAUCAUACACCAAGAUCAUCCAAAAAUGACAUAACACCAAUUCAACCCCUUACCCAGUCUUUCCUACACCUGUACAAUCAGUAGGGAUGAAUGAUAAUUUUUGAGGAAGGGAGUCAAGAAAGUUAGUAGUACUCAAGUAAUUCCUGGUUGAGUCAGCCCCUUGGUAUUUUGUCUCCGCUCAUCAGCCUGUUUCCCUCCUCCACACUUCCACAAACUUAUUAAGUUGUAGGAGGAUGAGGUGAGGACGGGAAGCAGCUGCUGAGGUGAAAGCUGAAGGCUGCUUCUGCAGAGGUAAGCUCUAGAAAAUAUUGACUUUUAUUUCUCCUGACUCAUUGACUGGAAAGGCUAUUUUUAAAAAAUCCCAGCUAUAGUACGCAGAAUUAGGCCAAGCAUGUUCAGUAAAUACUUCUUGGACCUUGUUUUCCUCACUUUGGGAGGUGCAAUUUUUUGUUGUUAUAUUUUAUUUGUCCUGACUCACGGACCCGGACAUAAAAAACCCAACAGCCCUACAAUUCUCAGCAUUCCAGUAACAAUGGAAAUGGCCAGCUCUACCAUUAGGCAGAAUGAGGCAGCCACCCCAGAAAGCACAUCCUGGGGAGUGGAGGGGUAGCAAGACAUGCGACAGAGAUUGUGUGACCUAUAUUUACUAGCCCUGAGCUACUUUGCUGUCCUCAGUUCAGGUAGAGGAUGUUGUCCCAUCACUAGUGUUGAGGUAUGAUUCAAAUGCCAGCCUCAUAGUCAUCUUGUACAUGGGAUGGGGAGGGAGCCAUUUUGUUCAGGGCUGGUCCUGAAUGGAAAGUUCAAAUAUGUUCAAAAGUCUCAAUUGCUGAAAGAUGGGGAUUAAGGGGCAAAAAAUAUUUCCUCACAUUGUGUCAUUUAUAUGACAAUUUCCUGAUAAAAAAUACAUCCAAAAAGUUUCAAACCAUAAAUACAUUAUAAACAUUAAAAACUGCAGCCACAAAGUAUAAUUCCAACAAAUAAUAGAUAGUACGAUUAAAACCUGGCUGAAAUAAAAUUUUAUUUCAUAACCAUCUAGGAAUGGACAAAGAGGGAGUCAUCAGCCCCGAUAAGUCUCCCUCUCUUUUUCUCUCGUAUGGUAGAGCAGCGAAGUAGAAAUUGGGCUUUAACAUUUCACUUUGCUGUGGAGUUCUGUGGAUUAAAUGUUUGGAUAGGGUCAGGAAAACUUGGGUUUGGGGAGACAUGGAUCAUCUCCCUUUGCCUCAGAUCAGGGGUAAGCAAUGAGGUACUCCCCAUUUCUUGUGGACAACAAUGUCUGUCAGCCCCCAGCCAGUUUAGUCAUAGUUGGGGAAGAUGGGAGUUGCAGUCAACGGCAUCUGGAGGGGGGUCCCUUGGAUAGCCCUGCCUCAGACUAUUGCUACAAUUCCAUUUGGUUCCCAUGUUUAGAGAUAGAAGAAGUCAAGUAGAUAUGCUUGUGCCAUCUAGCAACCAUGUAUCUGUGAAAUACUAUGUUUUCUUUUUUAAAAUGAGUAUUAAUCUUAUCUAUCAGAAGAACACUACCAUGUUUUCAUUAAGUGUUACAUUGCCAUUGUUAAGUCAAUAUGGACAUUGUGUGUGUGUUUUUAAUGUACUCAUAUAAAUACCUCAAUUUUUUUUUUACCUCACGUCUUGUUAUCAGUCAAAAACAACCUGUAAAUAGAUAACAUGGAGCUGAAUAAAGUGGCAUAUACUGAA